GGAGCACUCACUUAGGGUUUGGAGUCGGUAUCUGGAUUAAAAUCCCAUGCCUCGACUGGGAUCCAAACCCAGUACCUACCAGCCUGUAGACCGAUGGCCUGCCACGACGCCACCGAGGCUGGUAACAAGGAGAUUGUCUCUCGCCUUAUAUUUCUUAUUCUGUGCUGAAAUGCUAAGUAUUUUGGUGAGAAACAACAAAGAUAUUAAAGAUAUCACCAUUAAUGGCACUGAAUAUCUAGUAUCAAACAUAUGCUAGAACCCACUAUAUUGUGAAUUAUACAAAAUUGAGUUAAUCACCAUGUCAGCAUUCGGAAGAUUACAUUUCUCAAAACUUUAAUAUUACAUGUACCUAACAUCACAAACGUAAGGAUCAAUUGUCUAGGUUGUUUGACAUUCAUCGGGUAUGAACAAAAACAUCAUCUACAAACUGUGUGAAUUGGCAAAGCUGUCAAAGCUGUAAACACAUAAGCUUGCAGAUGAUUCCAAUGGUCUAACUAUAAAAAAUCUUAUUAUUCAUGAAGAGUAUUUCAUUACAGUAAAAAAGGAGAAAAAUAAUAUUAAAAAAUAGGUUUUGCAAAGAUGUAUACUUAUCAGUUGGGUGUUAAUACAGCAAAACCAAAAUCUUGAAUAUUUGGUACCAUAACAAAAUAAAGACAAUAAAUAGAGGCUAUUUUAUGUUUUGAUUUUUAAUACAAUUUUUAUGUCCCGUGAAACUUUUGUAGAAAAUGUACUUAACCAUGGACUUUUUAAAAGAAAUAUGAAUAAAAAUUACCUUUAUUUAUAACCUGACAAAGUGAUCAUCCAAAACCUCCCCCCAACCCCUCCCCAAACAAAGCAUGAAUCGAACACAAAGUUAAACUUUAACUUAUACUCAACAACAUGACAUUGUGUCACCAUUAUUUGGCUUUGUACUUGAUGAGUUUUAGAUAUUUUACAUUCAUUGCACUUCAUAUCCAUUUUUUAUAGGUACAAUUGUUUAAAUUACAUUUUUUUAUUUUUCAAAUAUCAUCAGAUGCAUUGUUAAUCAUAGAUCUAAAAACAACGAAGUGAUACUGACCUCAAUAAUUAGAUCAUAAGUUACAAGGGGGAUAACUGAAUCAUGAACUUGUUCACAAAAAUAUAUACAUGUAUGAUAUUUCUAUAUUUUCCCUACAACUAAAAUACAGUGAAAAUAUGACAUUUCGCCGAAUAUCACUUUUAUGAUUUCUGUAGAUCUUCUAUCUAUAUAUUUCCUAGCUAAGUAUAUAAUAUUUUUUUUUUUUUACAUCAAUUUAUUAUAUAAAGAAAGACAUUGUGUUUAUAAAUUACAUUAUCAAUCUCAAGAAAAAACCUUUUAAAUCAAAGAUGAUGUGAAUGCUGUAAAAUCUUUCUCAUACUCAUUACACAUGAAAAAACCCCAUUCCUAAAGAAAGGCUGUUACAAACAUCCCAACAACCAAUGAAAUGACUUAAAUCUUUCAAUUAGUUGAAAAGAAAAUAACUUUGUUAAUUUCUAGCGAAUAUGAGUUGUUUCCUCAACAGUCCAUGGUGACAAGCUGAAGAGAAAUGCACAAAUGUGGAUGCCCAAGAAGCUGUUGUAUGUCGAACUCCACUGCCCACACCCAGCAUGUGAGAAGAAGGAGCUGACAUCUGCUGGGAUAUACCCUCGUGUGCGUCAGGUCCUCGACAUUGACGGGUACUACAGCUUGGCGGCCGAAUACCUGGAGUGUUCCAGAUGCAAGAGAAAGGUGAUCAGCUGGAGUGACGUCAUCAUCAAGCAGCUGGAUGUUGGCCAUUGCUUGCAGUUCCCAGUCAUCCUCACAUACAGAUAUGCCUGUGAUGUGAGAGUCAUCCGGAUGCUGAGGCAGUGUGGACUGAGAAACAACUUGUUCCAGUUACAGAAGAAGUUGCUGGAGCAACACAGCGAGGCCUGGCUACAAAAGACCGCUCACUACCUGACCGACUGCAAGGCUUUUGCAGAUGCCAAUCUCAACAGGCUAGUGCUGCGACCAUCAUUUGUGGAACCACCACCAGCUGCUUCGGUCCCAAAAUACAAGUGGCUGCUCAGUGCAUACUGCCAUGAUGUGAUGCUGAGGUUAGAUGAGAUCAAGUCAUCGAUCACCUCAACAUUUGGACAGGUGUUGAAAAUGGAUUCCACCAAGAAGGUGGUCAAAAAGCUUGCAGGUCACAGUGCAGGUACUGCUUCCUGGGCUACCAACAUAGGCAAUGAGCAUGGCCAGGUGCUGAUGAGUGUCCUCACAGCCAGUGAAGGGUGUGGUCUUGGACCGAUGGUGGCUGGCAUAGUGGGUCGCUAUGACAAGGCAGGUGUUCCUCCACCAAAGCUUCUCUAUGUUGACCGUGGCUGCUGUGGAAGGGAGUCACAACUGAGGGCAAUGUUCGCUGCAUGGCCUGAUCUCUGCAUAAGGCUGGAUGUGUGGCACUUUAUGAGUCGCUUCGCAAUUGGCUGCACCACCGAUGCCCAUCAGCUGUACGGAAUAUUUAUGGGUCAUCUGUCACAGUGUAUAUUUGAGUGGAAUAGGGAAGAUCUGCAAGCACUUAAAAAAGAAAAGCAGUCAAAACUGGUCAUGCAGCAUGUCGACAAGCCAUCCGAUACAGAUGUCAUCAAGCGUAUUAGCAAGAAAGAGUUAUCUACCCACUGCAGACGAAGGACUCGUGGUGUAGAUCAGACAUCAAAGCUGAUAGCUCAGUUACUGGAAGCUUUUGAUGGAGAGCAGGGUUUAGACACUCUCAGUCUUCCCUUACUGGAUAAAGGACGCAUAUGGGACAUCUGGGAGUCACAGAAGCAGCAUAUUGCCUGUAUCCAGGAUUCUGACGAUGUCCAGCUGUACACGGAGACUGCCACGUUGGUAAAGGGUGGAAUCAGUUUACUAGUCUACAGAUGUGCCUGUGGUUCUACAUCCCUCGGGUCUUUCAUCUCCAUUUGAACAGAUUCAUCACAGGUAAUUUAUUCAUUACAUCAUGCCACAUAG
This is a messenger RNA of Gigantopelta aegis, 2968 nucleotides long. RefSeq lists its product as uncharacterized. Bases 1553 to 2923 code for a protein of 456 amino acids. The record is from RefSeq and is a predicted model, not a curated record. The transcript has 2 exons. Lineage: Eukaryota; Metazoa; Mollusca; Gastropoda; Neomphalida; Peltospiridae.